AUGGGACUAGUUGAGACAAGGUUUAUUCAUUGUGAAGCGGAAGAACCAAUUAGUCAGAAGAAAUGGCUCUUCACUGUGGUAUAUGCAUAUAAUGAAUUGAACCCAAGGCAGCAGCUCUGGGAGAAGCUUAUUGGUAUAGGUUCUAAUAUUACAAGUGGCUGGCUAAUUAGUGGAGAUUUUAACAAUGUCUUACAAGUAGAUGACAAAAUUGGAGCUCCUGUAAUACAUGCAGAGGUACAAGGCUUUAAGAAAUUCCUGGAUAGACUGCAAUUCACUCCUUUGAAAGCACAGGAUGAAUUUUUGAACCCUGGUGUCUCUGAUCACUCUCCUAUACUGAUGAAUUGCAUGUUUGGUAUGAUUCAACAACACUUGCAUCCUAGACCGUUUAGAUUGUACCGUAUUGUCCUUCACCAUCCUGAAUUUACAAGAAUAGUGAAAGAAGUAUGGGCACAAAAUGAUAGAGGAAAACAUAUAGAACAAGAAAAGGAAGCUCUGUUAGAAGUGGAGAAAUGGAGUGACAUUGAUGAACAGGUGUUGAGGCAAAAAUCUAGAGCUAUUUGGAUCCAACAUGGAGAUGCAAACACCAAGUACUUCCAUGCUCAAUGGAAGAUGCGCACUAAUACUAAUGCUAUUAUUUCUAUUCAAAAUGAUGCAGGUAUUAAAUUAACAGAACCUAAACAGGUGGAGGAGCAGUUUCUGGAUUUCUUUAAGAAAUUGAUGGGAAAGCUCCCAAAGGCUAUAAAUAACAUUGCUAUUACUAUAAUUCCUAAAGUUCCUAAUCCUACACAGGUUAAGGAUUUUAGGCCAACAGCAUGUUGUACAACUAUUUACAAAAUUAUCACAAAGAUCAUCACAGGCAGACUAAAGGCAGUAAUGAACUAUCUGGUGGGGGAUUCUCAAUCAACCUUUAUUGAAGGAAGGAAUAUAACUGAUAGUAUACUCUUCACUCAUGAACUAUUCAAAGGUUAUACUAGGAAAGGAAUAUCUAGCUCAUUUGAAGUCAAUCAAAUUACUGCAGGAUGGAAUCUGAAAUUUUUAAGAGCUUCAGGUCUUCAAGCAAAUCCAGAUAAAAGUUCAGUUUACCUUGCAGGUAUAAAUGAGAGGAUGAAAGAACUUAUCUUGCAAGAAUUGGGAUAUAAUGAAGUGAUAUUUGGAAUGCAAUCUUAUUGGGCUCAAGUAUUUUUAUUGCCAAAGAAGAUUAGCAAGAUGAUAGAAGCAAUAUGUAGAACUUAUCGUUGGACAUGUCAGGCUGAUAUAUCUAGAAGAGCUUUGGUAGCAUGGGACAAAAUUUGUUUACCACAAACAAUGGGAGGCUUGAAUGUGAUAAAUCUCUGUAACUGGAACAAAGCUGCAAUAGUGAAGCACUUGUGGGCAAUCACAAAGAAGAAAGACUGUUUAUGGAUAAGAUGGGUCCAUUCUUAUUACAUAAAGAACAGGAGCAUUGACAUCAUGCCUAUACCUAAGAGUGCAGCUUGGGUUGUAAGGAAAAUUAUUGAACAAAGGAAUUUAAUACUAAAUUUACCAAGCUUACAAGGCAAUAUACAUGAAAGACUGGAAUCCUUACAGAACACAAGUGGUGGAUUCAGUAUUAAGAAGCUCUACAACUUGCAAACUCCUCAGGGUCAGAAGGUUUACUGGAAAAGUCUGAUUCUACAUCCUCAUAUACAUCCUAGACACAAGUUCAACUUGUGGCUGGCAAUACAAAGGAGAUUACCAACAGUUGAUCGACUGCAGAAGAUGGGUGUUCAAGUAGCUCAAUUAUGUGUGUUAUGUGGUCAGGAAGAUGAGUUAUUUGAACAUUUAUUCUUUGAAUGUUCAUACACAAACACUAUAUGGAAGAGAUUACUAAACUGGUUGGGAAUUCAAAGACAGAUUCAAGCUUGGGAGGAGGAGUUGCACUGGGUGGCUAAUUAUGCUAGGAAGAAGAAAGGAAUUGGCAAUAUUAUUGUAGCAGUGUUUGGCAUGUUGAUGUACAGUUUAUGGAGGGACAAGAAUAUGAUCAGAUUUCAAAAUGGGAGCACUUCAGCAGAGCAGAUAUGUCGAGAGAUCACUACAUAUAUACAUAUCAUCUACACAGUAAUUGGUAGAAUCACAUGGAAGCCUUGA
Molecule: messenger RNA, 2106 nt
Organism: Nicotiana attenuata
Lineage: Eukaryota; Viridiplantae; Streptophyta; Magnoliopsida; Solanales; Solanaceae
Exons: 7
Coding region: 1-2106 (701 amino acids)
Source: RefSeq, a predicted model, not a curated record